CGGGGCAGCGCUGGCGGCGGGCGGGUGUCGCGGCGUGGGCAGGUCCGUGACAACUUCGCCGAGCGUGCCCGGGGCGGAGGCGCGCCCGUGUCCGUGAGAGGGCAGCCGCCGCCCGCUCGGCAUGGCCGGCCGCCUCGGCCGCGGCAUGUGCUGGGGCAAGCGGGGCCGGGGCUGUCGGGGCGAGGGCGCGCUGCUCGCCCUGGGGCUGCUGGCCGCCCUCGGCUUCCUCGUGUGGCGGCAUGGCCCGCCGCCCCUCCACGCUGCCCGCCGCGCCCCGCCGCAGCCGCCGUCCCCCGACACCGAGCUGCUGCGCCGGCCGGUGUACGAGAAACCCGCCCUGGACCCGGGGGCGCUGGGGGAGCUGGGCCGGGCGGUGCGGCUGGAGCUGAGCCCGGACGAGAAGCGCCGCCAGGAGGAGAGCAUCCGCCGGCACCAGAUCAACAUCUACCUGAGCGACCGCAUCUCGCUGCACCGCCGGCUGCCCGAGCGCUGGCACCCGCUAUGCAGAGAGAAGAAAUAUGAUUAUUAUAACCUGCCGAAAACCUCUGUUGUGAUAGCUUUUUAUAACGAGGCUUGGUCAACACUUCUGCGAACUGUUCAUAGUGUUCUUGAGACCUCUCCAGAUAUUCUUUUGGAAGAAAUUAUCCUUGUGGAUGAUUACAGUGACAAAGAGCAUUUAAAAGAGACUUUGGAAAACUACGUGGCUGGCUUACGCAAGGUGCGCCUGAUCCGCGCGAAUAAGCGAGAGGGGCUGGUUCGAGCCCGGCUGCUGGGGGCGUCUGUGGCMAAAGGAGCCAUCCUGACCUUCCUGGACUGCCACUGUGAAUGCCACGAGGGCUGGCUGGAGCCACUGCUGGCAAGGAUUGCAGAAGAAGAAACAGCUGUUGUGUGCCCUGUUAUUGAUGUUAUUGACUGGAAUACAUUUGAGUACUUGGGAAAUGCUGGUGAGCCACAGAUUGGUGGAUUUGAUUGGAGGCUGGUCUUCACUUGGCAUAGUACCCCUGAAAGAGAACAAAAACGGAGGAAGUCCAAGACCGACGUGAUCAGGUCCCCAACCAUGGCAGGUGGAUUAUUUUCUGUGAGCAAGAAGUAUUUUGAUUAUCUUGGUUCUUAUGACACAGGAAUGGAAGUCUGGGGAGGAGAAAACCUUGAAUUCUCAUUUAGGAUAUGGCAGUGUGGAGGAAGUCUUGAGAUCCAUCCCUGCUCCCAUGUGGGUCACGUUUUCCCCAAACAAGCUCCGUACUCACGGUCCAAAGCUUUGGCAAACAGUGUGCGUGCGGCWGARGUGUGGAUGGAUGAAUAUAAACAACUUUAUUACCAYCGAAACCCACACGCUCGCCUGGAACCAUAUGGAGAUGUGACAGAAAGGAGACUUCUACGAGAGAAGCUGAAAUGUAAGGACUUCAAAUGGUUCUUGGAGAACGUGUAUCCAGAACUUCACGUACCUGAGGACAGACCAGGCUUCUUUGGAAUGCUGAAGAAUAGAGGAAUGGAAAACUUCUGUUUUGAUUAUAACCCUACAAAUGAACAUCAAGUAACUGGACACAGGGUCAUACUCUACCCAUGCCAUGGCAUGGGACAAAAUCAGUUUUUUGAGUACACAUCYCAUAAUGAAAUACGCUACAACACACGACAGCCAGAAGUCUGCGCAGCAAUCRAUUCAGGGACUGACUACUUGACAAUGUAUUUGUGUCACGAACAYGUCCACAGUGUUCCUGAAAACCAGAAGUUUGUUUUCAGGGAGGAUGGUACCUUGUUUCACCCACAAACCCAGAAGUGUGURCAAGCCGAGGCAAAUGCUUACAAUGGGAACCCAGCGCCAUUGUUGCGACCUUGUACCAACUCGGACUACCAAAAAUGGUUCUUCAAAGAAAGAAGUUGAUCCAGAUGUUGUCUAGGAUACUGCUGAAUACAACAAUUGUGCUUUUUCUAGUCAGCAGUUACUCAGCCUUUUGAAAAUCUCAUAAGUGAUAUAUUUUUGUAUGGAAGGAACUGUAAUUAGUUUACAAGCCUUGGUCUCGUUUCCUGGAGCUUUAGAAGGCACUAAGCAUUGAGAGCUAUGUAAAGUGCCUCAGAAUCUGCUCCUUUUCUCUUUAUUUGGCAGCUACAUAACUGCUUCUGAAGUGUCUUAGGUUCUUUUCACACGUGAUAAUGUAUUUUUUUAAUCUACUGUGUGGCAGUAAGGCAGUCAAAAUAAUUGCACUAAUGUUAAUCUGCCAAUAAUUUAAAAUGUUUAUUUUUCUACUAAAACAUUCUGCGGUUGGUUCUUUUAACAGAUAGUAGAUAGUUACUAUUCUCRUCUUUAAAAAACCAGGAAAGUAAAUGUAGGCCAUAUUCUGCCCUAAGUGACUGCCACAAAGCCCCCACUGAAGAGGGUGUGGAUUUACAYGUGGAGGCAGAGUAUGUCUGCAUGUUUUUGCACAAAUAACAGUCUAGAUGCAUACAGAUUGCACAUGCUUGACAAUACUGUACCUUAAAUGUUGUGACAAUUUUAGAUACGUGGCACUUGGCAAGUUUCUAAUCAUGCUUAAGUCUGGUUUGGGAAUAAAAUGGGGAUUUUCUCAUCUUUCUUAAAGGCAGAAGGCAACAAUAUUUAAAAGUGAUGCUUUCAGAAAAGCUGUUUAGAUUCA
Molecule: messenger RNA, 2630 nt
Organism: Malurus melanocephalus (red-backed fairy wren)
Lineage: Eukaryota; Metazoa; Chordata; Aves; Passeriformes; Maluridae
Gene: GALNT12
Product: polypeptide N-acetylgalactosaminyltransferase 12
Exons: 10
Coding region: 122-1882 (586 amino acids)
Cellular component (GO): Golgi apparatus
Source: RefSeq, a predicted model, not a curated record